AGCAUUUCUCUACUGGUGAUGCACCCUAAUGCAUUCUAAACAGAAGAUAUAUUUCUCAAUUUUGCUCUUAUAUUUUCUGCAAAACUUACAAGUCUCCUGCUUGAAAAGCCAUAAGAGAACAACAAAUGAUCGCUGCAGUUUUCUCGGUGAUGUUCACGACAUCUGGUCUCAUUGCCAAUGUAUAUCAGUGCCCAGCGUCACAGCUCCAGGGAUAUUUUCACAAGAAUCACCCAUUCAUAUAAUGUGUCAUCACACCUCUUCAGCUACAGUACUCCAGCUACCAAACUCUGAAACAAUGAAAGGACCACCACCACACAUUGUUGCCCUUUCAAUGACCGAUGGAUCUAUGGCAUUUGUGCAACAAGACGCAUUCAAGCAUCAUGAUAUUCAAACGUUAGAUUUUUCAAAUAAUCAAAUUCAGACGGUCAAUGUGAAUGCAUUUCGUGGAUUAGAGAUGAAACUGACACAACUUGAUCUUUCACACAACAAUCUCUCUGUAAUACCUACAUGGGCUUUAACAUAUCUACAUAGUCUCCAAAUUCUGCACCUUGAAAACAAUCGAAUCGAUGUUCUGCGUUCCAAUACAUUUGAUGAAACUCAGUUGAACAACUUACAAUUUCUAUAUUUGGAUAAUAAUCAGCUUCGAAUAAUACCUAAUCUGGCAUUCAAUCAUCUUCGACUUGUCGUUCUAAUGCUGGCAAAUAAUAGAAUAACUGAAAUUCAAAAGAUGUCACUCCCACAAACACUGAAAUUUCUAGUUCUACGGAAUAAUCUUCUAACACAGAUUCCAUAUGUUGCACUUAAUGAUCUUAAAACUUUGCAAUCAAUUGAUUUGGAGGGAAACAACAUAACCCAUUUAAUGGAUACAAAUGAAGUUACUUUCGAGUCAGAAAUGAAAGUAAUUCUGAGAAACAACAAAGUUCGAAGGCUUGAUAAACAUUCUUUCCGCAGUUUUAGAAAAAUUCGCGAGCUGGAUAUUAGUUACAAUCAAAUUCAAACUGUUGAAGAUUCAUCAUUUGAAACAGUUGGACAUAUGCAGUCUCUUGAUUUAAGUUAUAAUCGAAUUGCAUAUCUUCCACGUGGAAUGCUCAAGAACUUUGCAAAAACAUUGAAAACUCUGAAACUGGCUGAAAAUAUGAUACAUGCAACACCAGAAGCUUUAAGAGAUUUGCGAAAUUUGACACAUUUGAAUCUAAACGGAAAUAAGCUGAAUAGAAUAGAUGGUGAUGUAUUGAAAGGAUGUACGGACACACUAGUUGAAUUAUUCAUUGCAAACAACUAUCUAGAACACAUACCACAUGGUGUUUUAAGCGGAAUGAAACAACUUGAGCACUUGGAUAUAUCGAAAAAUAAAAUAAUGUCUCUGAAGAAACCGACUUCCCUACUAUCAAUUACAAAGGAAGAAACUUCAACUGUACGACGUUUGAAUUUGGCAGGAAAUCGAAUUAACAAUAUGAGUGACUAUCUCAUUUUUGAGCAUAUGCCACUUCUUACCUAUGUGGAUGUUUCGUUCAACAGAAUACGAUUUAUCUCACCGAGGGUUUUUGAGAAACUUAAAAACUUGGAAAGCCUAUUUCUACAGAACAAUCAACUUGCCCACUUUCCUUCAUUAUUUCGCCUCGAUAAACUUCGACAUCUAAUGCUGGACAACAAUCAAAUUCAAAAAAUUGAUAACUUUUCUCUAGCUGAUCUUCCGAAAUUGCAACACCUGUCGCUGGCGGGAAAUCAAUUAGAUAUUAUCACAGAAAAUAUGUUCGGCUCCAGCAGCUCAUCCGAGUUGAAAUCGUUGAAUCUUGCACAUAACAAAAUUCAUUCGAUAUCAAGCCGCUCGUUUUCGGAUCUAGAUAAUUUACAGCAACUUCGUUUGAGUCACAAUAAUAUUCGAACGAUAACAUCUAUGACGUUCUCAAAUCUACGUAACCUACGUUAUCUAGAUCUUUCACAUAAUCGUAUCAUCAAGAUUCUUCCAAGUGCACUUUAUCAACUACCAGCACUAGAUGUGUUGCAUUUAGAUCAUAACAACUUGAAUGAAAUUGAUAGAGAUGCUUUUCGAUCUUUCAGUGAUUUACAGUCUCUGAAACUAUCUCAUAAUGCGUUCCGAAGGUUUAGUUGCGAAUUCCUAGGAAGUAUUUCACAAGUACAUCAACUUGAUUUGAGUUCCAAUCAGAUUAAUGAGAUCGAUAUUUUCUGUAUUGCCCGAGGAAUACGAAAGUUGUCUCUUGCAUCUAAUAGUGUUGAAAAAAUAAAUAGAAAACUUCUUCAAGAUGCCACUGAAUUAACCUCUAUUGAUAUUUCCCAUAAUGGAAUCAUAGACGUCGACAGUGAUGCAUUUUGUGAAUGCAGAAAACUUUCUCAUAUCAAACUUUCGCAUAAUUAUAUUAGAAAUUUGUGGAAAGGAACGUUUCAGUAUCAGGAGAGUUUGCAUACCUUGGAUAUCUCAUUUAACGACAUUUUGUUUCUUCACCAAGGAACAUUUGGAAAGAACAAUAUCCUUCAGUUACAUGUUAAUAAUAACAAAUUAUCACGAAUUCCUCUGGAAGCACUUUCAUCAACUAUGGCAUCAUUGCAUCUUUUGGAUCUCGCACAUAAUAAUAUAAAAAUUGUCGACUCUUCUCAACUAACUUCUUUUGGAAAUCUAUCAAUUCUAUCUUUCGCAAACAAUAAAGUAGACUCAAUCGAGGAUGGAGCAUUUGAGAAUCUUUUAAGCCUCAAGAUACUAGAUCUUUCCAAUAAUCCAGUAACAUCAUGGAGCCCAACAGCUUUUCGUGAUUUGAGUCACUCUAUCAGUUCAAUAAAUAUGGCAAAUACAGGAUUGUUCUCGAUGCCGAAAUUUAGUCAUCGUUCAAUUCAAUCUUUGAAUAUUAGCUGCAAUAAAAUAUAUGAAUUAUCGGAAAAAGAUUUGGCUCCGCUCACAAAAGUGGUAGCUCUCGACAUUUCUCACAAUAAUUUGAAGCAAAUAAGUUCAAUGGCUUUUGAACCGCUUAUACAUUUGAAACAACUGAAUGUCUCUGCAAAUCCUAUAACCCAUCUAACGAAUGAGCACAUUCAACAGUUGUACAAGUUGGAAACCCUUCACGUCUCUGAUAUGCCAUUCCUUCUUCGACUUCCCGAUUCACAUGCUUUUGGACAAAUGAAUAAUUUGAAACACUUCUUCUUGUACAACAUUCCUGACAUGGCACGACCCUAUCAAAUCAGUUCAAUACUAUCUAAUCUUCCACCAUUGCAUACAAUUUAUGUUGAUAUUAAGGAAUCUGCACUUGACAGGCAGUUCUAUACGGCAGAUACAAGACUAUUAAGGCAUCUUGUAGUAGCUGGUCGAAACUUGACAAAAAUCGAAGUAGGAGCAUUCGCCACAAUAAGAGGAUUCCGAGUACGAAUUGAAAUACACAACUCAUCGAUUGAAGAGUUUCCGAGUAGAAUUUUUGAUACACUCACAGGAAUUUCAAUUCUUUCGUUGAGUCUUACUGAUAAUAAAUUAACAACAUUCAAUCCAUUUCAAUCUACCGUGGCUCCUGCUGUGAAUCAACAUGGAACUAUUCUACAUUCUCUAGAAUUGAAAAAUAAUCCAAUUAAAUGCGAUUGCCAAUUUAAAUGGAUGGAUGAUUUUAUUCGAGUAACAAAAUUCCUUUCUGAUCAUCAUAUCUCACACGACUUCGAUAAAGUGGAAUGUGCUGAUGCUCAAUCAUCAAAUUUAGAAAGCUUCGCCUCUGCCGCUAAUGAGCUUUUCUCGUACAAAACUAAGAUGACACUGCUCUCAAAAUCGGAAGAUUUCGGUCUCGAAUGUGCGGUAAAGUACAGUAACCCACUUAAACCAUUAAUUUAUGUGCUAAUGUUAGUUUGUUUAUCCUAUUUGUAACUAUUUCACUUCACUUAUUACGGGUCUUUCACAGAUGAUUGCAUACUUUUUGAUAUUUUGAUACGGUUAUUUUUAAUUUUAAAUUUUAAAGAAGCGAUAAAUUUUU
Molecule: messenger RNA, 3962 nt
Organism: Caenorhabditis elegans
Lineage: Eukaryota; Metazoa; Nematoda; Chromadorea; Rhabditida; Rhabditidae
Gene: lron-15
Product: Chaoptin
Exons: 17
Coding region: 29-3856 (1275 amino acids)
Source: RefSeq, marked reviewed